AAAUCAUGUACCGUGAUGAUCCUCCGUUUCACUUCCCAGAGCCACAUUUCUGAAAUUGUACAACCAUCAUUUCCUCCGGGGACUGUCCCCACCCCCUCUGCUCGGCUCAGCUCGACUUCGCUGCCAGCUCCGGCCCUCCUCCAGGGCUGCCUGAGCCGGUGUUUGAUUGGAUUAGAGGCGGCUAGCCUUUGCCCUCUAACCCCGCUGAUGUUGGCUGGCUGCUUCCUGCUCCCUCCGCUCCCCCUGACCGACUUGACGAAGCCUGCCGAAGCCGCACGGCGAAGCGCUCUGCACGGACACAGCCGCCGGGACGAGCCGCUGUAGCGACACCAGAGACCCAGACCGAAGCCAGGCGGACGAAAAAGCGAGGCGACCAUGCGGAGGAAAUCGAGGAUAUUGUUAUGUUUUGCGGUGCUGUGGGUGCUGGGGAUAGCCUACUACUUCUACUCGGGAACAGCUUUGAGUCGAAAGGAUGAAUGGAGCUCCAGUGACUUGUCGCGAAGCAAAUCUCACAGUUCUGACGACAAAACACACAGCCUUGAGACUCUGCCACCAGGUAAAGUUCGCUGGCAGGAUUUUGACCAGGAUCUGUACGUUGGUGCCACUGUGGUCCGACCGGGUCAGGACCCCUAUGCCAGGAACAAGUUCAACCAGGUGGAGAGCGACAAACUCCGUAUGGACAGAGCUGUGCCCGACACGAGACAUGACCAUUGUAGGCAUAAACAGUGGAAAACCGACCUACCCGCCUCCAGCGUCGUCAUCACCUUCCACAAUGAGGCCCGUUCCGCUCUGUUAAGGACCGUGGUCAGCGUCUUGAAGAAAAGUCCUUCUCAUCUGGUCAAAGAAAUCAUUCUAGUUGAUGACUACAGUGACAACCCGGAGGAUGGAGCACUGCUGGGGAAGAUUGAGAAAGUGCGUGUGUUGAGAAAUGAUCGCAGAGAAGGACUGAUGCGUUCGAGGGUACGGGGUGCAGACGCUGCCACGGCGCCAGUCCUCACCUUCCUGGACUCCCACUGUGAAUGUAAUGACCACUGGCUUGAGCCGCUGUUGGAAAGAGUUGCUGAGGAUAAGACCAGAGUAGUUUCUCCUAUCAUCGACGUCAUCAACAUGGACAAUUUCCAGUAUGUGGGAGCCUCAGCUGAUCUGAAAGGAGGAUUCGACUGGAAUUUGGUGUUUAAAUGGGAUUACAUGACUUUGGAGCAGAGACGAGCUCGACAAGGAAACCCCAUCGCUCCGAUAAAGACUCCUAUGAUAGCAGGGGGUCUCUUUGUCAUGGAUAAAGAAUACUUUGAACAGCUGGGAAAGUACGACAUGAUGAUGGAUGUGUGGGGAGGAGAAAACCUGGAGAUUUCAUUCCGAGUGUGGCAGUGCGGUGGCAGUCUGGAGAUCAUCCCCUGCAGCAGAGUUGGUCACGUUUUCAGAAAACAGCAUCCAUACACCUUCCCAGGAGGCAGUGGGACUGUGUUUGCUAGGAACACAAGGCGAGCUGCUGAGGUGUGGAUGGAUGAGUUUAAAAACUUCUACUAUGCCGCCGUUCCCUCUGCCAGAAAUGUCCCCUACGGAAAUAUCCAGAGUCGUUUGGAGAUGAAGAAGAGAUUAGGCUGUAAGCCGUUCAAAUGGUACCUUGAGAACGUCUACCCUGAACUGCGAGUCCCGGAUCAUCAGGACAUAGCAUUUGGAGCCUUACAACAGGGAGGAAACUGUCUGGACACCCUCGGCCAUUUUGCAGACGGGGUGGUGGGUGUGUACGAGUGCCACAACGCAGGGGGAAACCAGGAAUGGGCCCUGACUAAGGAUAAGUCAGUCAAACACAUGGACUUGUGUCUGACUGUGGUGGACAGAACAGCCGGGUCCCUCAUCAAACUACAAGGCUGUCGAGAGAACGACAGCAGACAGAAAUGGGAGCAAAUCGAGUCCAACUCGAAGCUUCGUCACGUGGGCAGUAACCUCUGUCUGGACAGCCGCAGUGCCAGGAUGGGUGGGCUCACAGUGGAGGUCUGCAGCCCGAGCCUCAAUCAGCAAUGGAAGUUUACCCUCAAUCUACAAUCAUAG
Molecule: messenger RNA, 2052 nt
Organism: Sphaeramia orbicularis (orbiculate cardinalfish)
Lineage: Eukaryota; Metazoa; Chordata; Actinopteri; Kurtiformes; Apogonidae
Gene: galnt2
Product: UDP-N-acetyl-alpha-D-galactosamine:polypeptide N-acetylgalactosaminyltransferase 2
Exons: 16
Coding region: 376-2052 (558 amino acids)
Biological process (GO): protein O-linked glycosylation
Cellular component (GO): Golgi apparatus
Molecular function (GO): polypeptide N-acetylgalactosaminyltransferase activity
Source: RefSeq, a predicted model, not a curated record